This is a messenger RNA of Rotaria socialis, 345 nucleotides long. NCBI's taxonomy places the organism in Eukaryota, Metazoa, Rotifera, Eurotatoria, Philodinida, Philodinidae. The record is from the annotation of a GenBank genome assembly.
AUGAAUCGUUUUUGUUCGAUUUUUAUACUUGUAUUACUUUUCAAUCGAUAUUGUUAUUCAUUCACUAUUCCGUAUAUUGAUCAAAACAAAAAAGAAACAUUACCAUUAAGUGGCUCGAACUCACAAGAUGUUAUCAAAUCAUUGGUAAACGAGAAGAAUGACCAAGAUUCAUAUGUUAACAUAUUGUGUACAGUUUAUGGUGUAUGUUUGGAUAACGAUCAACAAUAUAAUUUCAAUCGGAGACCAAAAGCUAAACGACUUACGAUGAGUGUAUUUCAUGGAUUUCCGAAAUUUGGUAAACGUGAAUUCAGAUCAGCAUUUGCUGGUUUUUCAAAAUUCGGUUGA